Molecule: messenger RNA, 2443 nt
Organism: Helicoverpa zea (corn earworm)
Lineage: Eukaryota; Metazoa; Arthropoda; Insecta; Lepidoptera; Noctuidae
Gene: Nup58
Product: nuclear pore complex protein Nup58-like
Exons: 13
Coding region: 151-1875 (574 amino acids)
Biological process (GO): nucleocytoplasmic transport
Cellular component (GO): nuclear pore
Molecular function (GO): structural constituent of nuclear pore
Source: RefSeq, a predicted model, not a curated record
GGGAGAAAAAAGAUAUGGCUGGCCGUUGUUGCACUGUGUUUUUCUGAAUUAUUACCGUUAUCUUCCCUAAAUUCUGUGAGGGAAAUUAAAUUCUUUACAUUUUAGAAACAAAACUUAAAUAUUGAAUACGUUGUCGAAUCAAAAGUGAAUAUGUCUUUCUCCUUCGGCACUCCGUCGAGUGCUCCUGCUACGACAGGAUUAUCAGGAGGCUUCAACUUUGGCGCUAACAAACCGGCGACACCCGGUUUUGGUUUGACGGCGACCUCGCAGCCGUCUGGCCUCUUUGGGAGCACCCCAGCGACAGAAGCGCUAGCAUUUGGUAGUGCUACUCCUGCUUUUGGCGCUACAUCCACUGCCCCGGCCUUUGGGGCUUCGUCGACGCCUGCAUUUGGUGCUACCGCGACUCCAGCUUUCGGGGCUGCGGCACCGGCCUUCGGCACGGGAACUCCGGCAUUCGGUGCCACUUCAGCAGCACCAGCUUUCGGCACGACGACACCGGCCUUCGGAUCCACAGCGCCACCUAGCUUUGGUGCCACAACAACACCUGCAUUUGGUGCGAGUGCUGCACCUACGUUUGGUACCACAACGCCAGCAUUUGGUAGCACAGGGUUGGGGACUGGUGGCCUGAACUUUGGAGCAGGUUCUAAUGCUGCUACAAGUGGCACAGGGCUAAGUUUUGGUACACCAGCAACAUCGGCUAGCACAGGUCUUGGUGGCCUCGGUAGCUUUGGCUUUGGGACUGCAGCAUCUAAGCAAAGCACUGGGUUUGGAGUAUUCGGUUCUACGAGUACAGCGACAACUACUACUAGUUUACUUGGUGCAAAGUUGGGUACAACUAGUGUUACGGGCACACAACCUUCCAUUUCAGCAGCACCAAGCUUCGGAUUGGGUGGUGUAGCCCCAAAUACAAGCGGUAUUGGAGUUUCAAAUACUUCCACUGCUGAUGCUAAAAGUGAACCGCCAAAGCAAAAUAAAUUGCCAAAUGAAAUUUCUACUACAGUGGAGUCGUUUAAGGAAUUUGUGAAGAAGCAGAAGUCACUUAGUUCAGAAGUAAUGAGGGCGUCUGUCAAGCCAUUGUACAAGGUAUCCCGCGAGGCGGAGUCCACACUGCGCGAGGUGCUGUCGCUGAGUGGCGAGCUGAGCCGCGGCCGCGCGCACUCCCGCCGCCUCCGCGCCGCCGCCGCCGCCGCGCUCGCCGCCGCCGAGACCGCCACCAGGGACUACACCACACCCGGUUCGGAGUUAGAAGGCACCGCUCCGCCGGCCUACGUGAAGGAGUUAAUAGCUGAGUUGGAACAACAGCUGAUCACCUUCCGCAGACAGAUGGACGUCGCGGACAAACAGAUGCAAUCUUCGCCUAAACUGCUUAGUGAACAGGAGUUGACAAUGGGUAUCAGACGUAUGCAUGAGUCGCUAGUUGCGUUGGCGGGCCGCCUACAAGCCGUCCACACUCAAGUUGAAGCACAGAAGGAACAAUACCUCAAUUUACGCAAGUACAUACUCAAGGAUCCAACCAACGUCUUCGAUGCACCGUCUCCUAGUACAAGUCUAGACCAAAUCCUUCGGGAUGCCGAGACCAACAGGAAGAAGUUGAAAUCUGGUGCCUUUACUGACAUCAGCCAAGGAAGUGCCGUACUCUCAGAUCCUCGAGCUGCCUUAGGUAACCUGCAGCAGUUGGCGGGACCAACUCCCUUUACUUAUGUUGGCAGUGCUAUGUCCCCGUUCCCGUCGGUAGACGCCAGUGGUCCUUCAUGGCAGCCGCAAUCGACGCCUGCUCUAAACUCUUCGUUGAAUACUAGCUUCGGUAUCUCCCAAGCGGACACGUCUGUCGGCUUCCAGCUACAGAAACCGCCCGGCAAGCGAGGGAAACAAUGAUAUUGGCGUUAGUACGCGCAAGUGCCACGUGCUAAACGACACUGGACAAUCAUAGAAUAGUGCUUUAUUUGAAUAGGCGGUUAAAAUAUCGUGAUUCUAAUUGGUCCGCAUUUUAGAUUGGCGAAAAAUAUUGGACACGUAUUUUUUAUUUUAACAAAAUAUUAACCGUCGUACCACAAAAACUUUUAAACGUCUGUUGAACUCUUGUCUAUUUUUUUUAUAGAUUAUGACGUUGAAAUAAGGUCCGUUUUGCAGCGACACUUUUUAAGUUUUCAACAGAUGCUUAAGUUUUUGUAGUAAGGCUGUUAAUGUUUGCUAAGAUAACGCAACAAAGAUUGUGUGUGGGGGCUCGUGACGUCACGUCUAUGUAAAAUUUGUACUCAAAAGUGACGUAACAAAAUUCAAUCGUGUUGUACCUUUGCUGUUAUUUGUUUGUGAAAGAAAAGAAAAAAUAUGUGCCCAUUAUUUUAGAGUUAUCUAAAAGACGGACUAAUUACUUUUUCAUUCGCCAUGCCUAUUGUAAUAAACUAGUAACCCCUCCGCAAGGGUAUAAAUUGUAAAAACUUCA